AUGAGUUCUUUUCUUCAUCUAACUAGUUCCAAUGAUAGCACACUGUCUGCUGGUUCUAUCGAAAAGUCUAGCCUUUGCAGUAAUUCGUAUACAGAUCGAAUUUCAAGCAGUGCAAAUUGGUCAUCUGAAACCGAUAUUGUUUGUGGGAAUAGUAUAUGCAGUAGCGAUGGUGGAGGCGAGGAGGAAUUUUCAGAUAUCGGUCGUUGUGAUGUUCACCAAGGGCUGAAUUCAUUUAGGGAGGACCAGCUAUUGACGGAUAUAGGAAAGGUCCUACGUAGCGUCGCCCAAGGAAAGGCUUUGCCCGCUGAGAUAUACAUGUGGAUAUCGGGCGCUGAGCAUUCGGCUGGCGAAAAGGUUAAUAUGCGCAAAGGGCUGGAGGCUGUGUGCAUUUUAGACAUCGUUUACCAGCUCCUAAGAACCGGGCAGAUAGCAUACCAGCGAGACAUAUACUAUCGAGACAUCGCUCUUUUCAAAAGCACAGCCAAUGUCCGGGUCCUGUGCAACAAAAUUGCACUAUACUUCAAUGUAUCUCCAGCACGACUCAAUAUUAUUCCUUGCCCAACAGGACUGAUAUACGGAAAUGUCUCAGUUGAGCUUGGCGACGGAAACACGAUCGACUACUCUACCUGCAGCAAGCUACCUGUUCCUCACGUCCGAUUCAUUGUAAGUAUAUCAGCUAUUGGAUAUUGAAGUUGCUGAGGAUAUCUAACCCCUUGUGCAUCCGCUAGCAUCACAUCAGGUUUCUACACAAGAUAAAGUGCAUCGUCGUUGUUGAAAAGGAGGUACGUGAAACACAAGAUGCCAAUCAAGUAGACAAG
Molecule: messenger RNA, 818 nt
Organism: Linderina pennispora
Lineage: Eukaryota; Fungi; Kickxellomycota; Kickxellomycetes; Kickxellales; Kickxellaceae
Exons: 6
Coding region: 1-690 (229 amino acids)
Biological process (GO): meiotic DNA double-strand break processing; meiotic DNA double-strand break formation; reciprocal meiotic recombination
Cellular component (GO): nuclear chromosome
Molecular function (GO): ATP binding; DNA binding; DNA topoisomerase type II (double strand cut, ATP-hydrolyzing) activity
Source: RefSeq, a predicted model, not a curated record